Messenger RNA from Loxodonta africana (African savanna elephant), 8358 nucleotides. It is a transcript of the gene C2CD4A, whose product is annotated as C2 calcium dependent domain containing 4A. NCBI's taxonomy places the organism in Eukaryota, Metazoa, Chordata, Mammalia, Proboscidea, Elephantidae. Bases 2788 to 3849 code for a protein of 353 amino acids. The transcript has a single exon. The record is from RefSeq and is a predicted model, not a curated record.
CUUACUUUCCUUGAUAUCCAAUCCCAUAUGUAUAUAUAGAGAAAGAGUUUUAAAAUGUGGAGUCCCCUUCUACUUUGGAGAGCACCUCUGUCCUGGAUGGUGUAUAAUCUUUUCAUGCCUUCUUCACAGAAUUGUUUUCUAGCUCUAUUACUGAAUGUUCCCAGCCGUGAGCUCUGAACCACCAUGGUCUUCCUCUGAGUAGAUGUCCUUGUUCCCGGCACAUGGCCUGACCCUACUACACCAUCCUCACAAGUACUGGGUGGCCCAGGCUUCUGAGCAAAGUGAAACCUAAGGCUUAAUGUGGUCACAGGGACCAGCUAUGCCCCAGAAGACAGGAUAUCUCUACUGUUUAAAAAAAAAUCUUAUACAGGAAAUGCUUUGAGGUGUUAUUGAAGAAGGUGCAUUGUUCAAAAAACAAAACAGAUCUGUUUUGCUUGACCUAGCGGAGAAAUGUUUUUAAAGGAGUCCAUGUGUGAAUCAGCUAAUCCCAGGUAAAGUAAGCCUAUGGAACAACAACAACUAUCAGUGAGUAAGCACUUCUUGUGUGCCAGGCAUAUUCACACAUAUCUUUUGAACACAACAACCCUAUAGGGUAGGUAUUACUACCCUCAUUUUACAACAUAGGGUUCCCCCCCCCAAAAAAAGAAAAAGAAAAAACCCAAACCCAUUGCCAUCGAGUUGAUUCCAGCCCUAUAGGACAGAGUAGAACUGCCUUAUAGAGUUUCCAAGAAGUGCCUGGCGGAUUCAAACUGCUGACCUUUUGGUUAGCAGCCAUAGCACUUAACCACUGGACCACCAGGGCUUAGAAAGGUUAAUUAGCUUGCCCAUAGUCCCAUAGCUACGAAGUUGCAUAGCAGAUCUGAAUGUAGGAUAGAUUCACUCCAAAGUCUGUUUUGUCUCCACUGCUUGACCUCUGAAACUCAGUUUUUCAUCUAUAAAAUAGAGUCAGACAUUGCAGGGUUUCUCUGUCAAUUCUAGAUGAAACACGAAAACCACGCAUUGCAGUACCCCGUGUGUGUAUCCUAGACACAAAAUGUACAUGCCCUAUCUGAAAAUCACCUGUGCCUGAAUUCAGUUGAAUUUAUUGAACAUUAUCUGGAGAAGCAAUCAUUUUGCAAGGCAGUACCUUAAGCAGAAAGAUCGUACACCCAAACGCUGAACAAAACAGAUCUGUUUCAACCAGGGCACCCCCUGGAAGCAGCUCUCUCAAAGAAUGAGUACAGGUCAGUUUUCAAAAGGAAGGAAAAGGGUCUCUCAGGUGGGCACAACCUAGGAAGGCCAGGUUUGUUCAGGGUCCCUCCUAACCAUUAUUCCAAUAGCCCAGAUGUAUUCAGGAGUAUAUUUUCCUAAUUAAAAAUCAGGACAUACGGCUUUAUAAGUGUGUUGUGAUUUUUUUUUCAUUGAGGGAUUACACACAUACAAUAAAGUGCCCUAGUCUUUUUCUUAAUUGCUGUAAAAAUGUAUAUAACACAACAUUCGGUGACUCGACAUUUUCCAGGUGCAGAGUUCAGUGGUAACAGUUACAUUAACCGUGUGGAGCAGCAUCCUGUCUCCAUAAACACUCACUGCUUCCCACAUAAUGGCGCCCCCAAAGUGCCCUAAUCUUAAAUGUAAGCUAGACGAUUUUUGUACAUAUGAAUGCAUCCCCGUAAAUCCAUCUAGAUCAAGAUACAAAGCAUUUUCAGCACGCCGUACGGAGAAGCAAUUUACAAUCAACAAAGGAGCAACAGCUAAAAUCAGAGCUGAAAACGAAAAGCUAGCAAGGAGCUUGGAAAGCCGGGCAAUAGAGAGGCUGGAUUUUUUGUUGUUGUUGUUAGGGAAGACAGAUAAACCUGAAUUUUGCUUCUCCCUUUUGAUGGUGGGUGUAAAGCGCUUCUGUGCGUUCACAUUCAUUAUAUAUCCUUCGAUCCUCACAACGACUCUGAUGUAGUCAGGACUUAACCCUCCUUCGCACGUGAGGAAACAGGAAACUGUUCGGAGUUUUUGAGGAGAACAUCCCCCAGCCAAAGCAAGAGAGAAAGAACUGGCUCCCCUGAACUCGCUCAGCAGAUCAGCCACGUGGCACUGGGACGAGGCGUCAGGUUACCUGUCAGCGCCGUGCCCACGAGCCCAUUGGCUGGCGCUCUGGGCAGCGGGUAUAAAGCCCAGGGCUGCUGUCCUACCCGCCGCGCGCACUUUGAACUUCCCAGAGGCUGCGCACCUUUUCUUGUCGGAGAGAAAGGUAGAAAGCGGCGGAGACCAAUCGGACGCCGAACUUCAAGUACACUCGGAGGGCCCGGACGGCUUGCUUAACUCCCCGGGCGUCUCGUCUGAGGCUUUUGCGCCUAAAGGAGGACAGUAAACCGCAGUUUGUUGGGACAGAAAAUAAUUAUUUUAAAUCUCGCCGAGGGCUAGAGUGCAACGGUGCAAGGAUUCAUUGAACGAUUGCACAACGCAAAGCGCCUCCUGGCACGGUAGCGCGACCAAAGUUAGCCGCCAACAUUUGGACAAUCCCUGCCUUAGGCAGAUCGAGAUUAAAACAAGUCUCGAAGUGUACACGACAACGGAGCGGAGACAGGACAGGAGAAGAACGAUUGCAUUUAAAUCACUGAAAAACAGUGAGCAGUAGGAGCGCACAGUGCAGCCUGCCUCGCCCCGGGAAAAGCAGGAGGAAACACUUCUAAAGGAGGAAAAGAGACAGGAAUUGUUGCGCUCUGCGGGGCUCACUCUGACGAUCAGUGUGCGCUUACGCCUUGCAGGCCGACCAGCUCCAGCUGAGGGUCGCCCCUGCCCGGCAUCUGCCGCCCGAUGUGGUGCCUGGAGCAGCUAUGCCUGGGACCCGAGCGCCUCCUGCGGCGUGGGGACUGGCUUCACCGGCGUCGGGCCCGUGGAUCCACCGCCGCCCGGCCCGCAGGGUUUGCCAACGUGCUCACCCCGGACCGCAUCCCCGAGUUCUGCAUUCCGCCGCGACUGGCGCCCGGUCCGGGCCUGGCUGCGCUCCGAAACUUCUGGGCGGAAGAAUGGGGGACAGACGAGGGCGCCGGCCGCACCGACUGGGACCCGCGCUCGCAGGCCGCGCUCUCCCUGCCGCACCUGCCCCGCGCGCGCACGGCCUACGGCUUCUGCGCGCUGCUCGAGAGCCCGCACACCCGCCGCAAGGAGUCGCUCUUCCUCGGGGGCCCCGGCGCCUCCGCGCUCCUGCCCCGGCUCCGGGCGCACACCUACGCCGGCGGCGGGGACGGCCCUCGCGCGCCCCCGGGCCGCCCGCGCGCCCCGAGCCGCGCCCCCGCUGCCCCCGGCCGUCCCCACCCGCUCUGGGACACGCUCGUUUCCCGGCCCCGCGGCCACCGCCUCCUGCGCGCCCCCGACGGGCUGCUGAGGCGCGCGCUGCGGGCAGGGAGGAGGGGCGGCCUGGCCCGCGCCCGCUCCGUCUCCAGCGGCGACGAGAACCCAGCCGCAUCCCCGCCGCCGCGGCCCGAGCGCCUGCAGGCCGAGGGCACCGUGACUCUGAGCCGCGCCGGCGGAGCCCUGCGCCUGGCCGCCGAGUACUGCCCGGGCAGCGGGCACCUCCGCGUCCGGCUGCUGCGCGCCGAGGGCCCGGCCGGGGGCGCCGCCGAGCCCUGCGCCGUCGGCUGCCGGCUUAGCUUCGUCCUGCAGCCGCCGGGCCAGAAGCGCAGGCAGCGCAGCGCCGUGGUCCGCCGCAGCCGCAACCCCGCCUUCGACCAGGACUUCUGCUUCGACGGGCUCACGGAGGACGAGGUGCGCCGCCUGGCCGUGCGCGUCAAGGCCGGGAGCAAGGGCCGCGGGCUGGAGCGGGGCCGCCUGCUGGGCCAGGGCGAGCUGCUGCUGGGCUCCCUCCUGCUCCUCUGAGGGCCCCCUCUGGCACCUACAACUGCUUUGUACAAAAUAAACUUUUGUUUUCUACUCAGCCUUUCUUUUAAUCCAGUGUUGGCAGAGCUGAUACUGGAUGACUUGCAAACAUGUAAAUGUUUGCGUAGAUACUCUGUAAAUUCCUUGUCCGCAAAUGGAGCGGUGUACAGCAGUAGUCUCUCCCGAUGCCUGUAGCAGAUUACACACUGUAUGUUUCACACACGCUUAUUGGGAGGUGUUAGACAUGAAGUGUUAGAACUGACGGGCCACUUGGCAUGUAUUUUGCAGCAACCUCCUAACUUGAGGUUAGUUCAUUCCAUAACAUCUCUUAGAAACUCUCUUAGAGAUUGUCUUUUGAAGCCUUAUCUGAGACCCUGGAUAAGAAAGUCAGACCAGGAAAGGGAGGUGAAGUGAUUUGUCCAAGGUCAACGGUAAACGGUUAGUAGAAACUUCCAUCAGACACUCUUGAAUAUGUUUUGCUGAAAAAGCAUUGGAGAAAUUGAAACUAUUUAAUGUUCUAAGUUUACAAAUAAUCAUAUAGCUUUACAAGUAUUAAUUUGUGUAAUUUAUGAAGUAGGCACUCCUAUUCCCAUUUUACAUCUGAGGAAACUGAGGCACAAAAAGGGGGCAGAGUCUGUGAUACGGAUUGAAUCAUGUCCCCCAAAAAUGUGUGUCAAAUUUGCUAGGCCAUGACUCCCAGUGUUGUGUGGUUGUCCACCAUUUUGCGAUCUGAUGUGAUUAUCUUAUGUGGUGUAAAUCCUAACCUCUGUGAUGUUAAUGGGGCAAGAUUAGAGGCAUUUAUGUUAAUGAGGCAGGACUCAAUCUACAGGAUUAGGCUGUAUUCUGAGUCAACCUGUUUUGAGAUAUAAAAGAGAGAAUCCAGCAGAGAGGAGAGGGACGGCAUGCCAUCAAGAAAGAAGUUUUGGAAGCAGAGCACCUCCUUUGGCCCUGGGGUCCCUGUGCUGAUAAGCUCCUAGACAAGGGGAAGAUUGAUGACAAGGACUUUUCCCCAGAACCAACACAGAGAGAAAGCCUUCCCUGGGAGCUGGAGCCCUGAAUUUGUAUUUCUAGCCUCCUAGACUGUGACAGGAGCCCUGGUGGCACAGUGGUUAACAGCUAUGGCUGUUAACCAAAAGGCUGGCAGUUCGAAUCCACAAGCUGUUCCUUGGAAACCCUAUGGGGCAGUGCUACUCUGUUCUAUAGAGUUGCUAUGAGUUGGAAUCGACUCAAUGGUAAUGGGUUUUUGUUUGUUUAGACUGUGAUGGAAUAAAUUUCUGCUUGUUAAAGCCAUCCGCUUGCAGUAUUUCUGUUACAGCAGCACUAGUUGUCUAAGACAUUCAGGAUUGAAGCUAGGCACCAGCUUUUUAUCCACAAUCUACCUAAAUAAUACCCCAGUCUAAAGAGCUCAUCUCAUUAGUGCUGUGAGACUUUGCACCUUCAGCUUCUGUCAAACUGGUGACUUGGAGGUUGCUGUCUCUUCACAUUGCUAUCCUCUAGUGGGAAAAGCCAACUGAAUGAAAGAGUAAUUCAUACUUCAUGCAGGUGACUUCAGGCACUGAGAUGAGCUGGUGGGUUUAAGACUCUGCCUGAGGAGGAAGCUAACUGGACUCAGUCAUAGAAACAGAUGUGUCAGUCUUCACCGGCACCAGGUAAGCUAACCUGCCAGGUCAGGGAAUCUAGGGUAGACAUGUUGUCCUACCUCUGGCCCACAAAGAUAACAAUAGAUUUCCUAUGUUUUAAAGGACGAUUUCCCUUCGUCCUUCACAUUCACUGCCAGCCAGGUGUCUUUUGUCCUUAUGCAUAUUGGAGGAAAAUAUGUCUUAAAUGACCACUGAAAAUAUUUAAAUAUAUGUUAUGGUGUUAAAUAUGACUACAUUAUCAGACUGGAUUCAGCAAUGGUUUCUGCUUUCACAAAACUUAUUGACAGCUUUAUCCAUUGGCAGAGCCCUGGUGGUGCAAUCUUUAAGAGCUCAGCUGAUAACCAAAAGGUCAGCAGUUUGAAUCCACCAGCUGCUCCUUGGAAACCCUAUGGGGCAGUUCUACUCUGUCCUAUAAGGUUACUAUGAGUCAGAAUUGACUUGACAGCAAUGGGUUUGGUUUGGUUUUUGGUUCAUGAAAAGUUUCAGUUUCAGUUUCAGUCACAACUCAGACAUAAACUUGAAAAUGGGUUAUUGUGACAGGUAUUUACAAAGAUGACCAUUGAACGAACAUGAGAAAUAACUGUGAACUCUAUCAAAGUCAACCACAUCCAAAAGCUCACAGUGGUGGACCAAAUGAAUGGUAACCUAACAGUAGUUCACAUCUAUCAUGUGUUCUUCUGUCUACUCUAAGUCAUCAUUUCCUUGGCCUUCAAGCGAAGAUUUUUUUUUUUUAAUGUAUGAAAUUCUUCAAGAUUUUAGGAUAUUGGUAGGGUGAUGACUGAGUUCACAGAAGUAGUACUUUAAAAGGAAAAUAAAUGGAGAGUGAAAACAACUUGGUUAAGUACAAUAUCAUUUUGGAUUUUUGUUUCUCUGACCCUUAAAAAUAAACAGAUUGCAUGUAUGGUUUUGAAAGCAAGGCUUAUUCCAGAAGAGAUUGCAAUCACUAUUGUCAUUCAAUUGUGUACGAGUAAUGGAUUGGGAACUGAAAUGUCAAUUUAGUAAGCAGAUUUUUCCAAGAUCAUAAAUCAUUGAAUUUCAGGGACCUAAAUUUUCCAUGACAUCUUGGUGGUUAUUUCCAAAGAAUUUCCACUGAUGCCAGGUUAUGGCUGAUUAUAAUAAUGUUAAUAGCCUAGUCACCAAGACUUUAAAAUGACUGAAAUAAAAUCAUAAACUCAUAGAAUUUUAGGAUUGGAAAAAAGCUUUCAGAAUUAUUUUGUGCUAAUUCUAUAUAUCAUAGAAGAGGGUCAGAGAGAGAAAUUGUUGAUGGCCCCCAAAUCACACAGUUAAAGAGCUGGUAUAAGAAUCAAUGCUAUGCUCAUUUUGCCCUUCAACCUAAUGAAUCUUUGGACCACUAUGUCCAAGAAAGGAGAAACAUUUGUGCAUAAAUUAUUUUAUAUCACUUAACUAAUUUGAAUUAUUUGCAUUUAAGAUAUCUUAUUUACAAUACAAAAUUCUCAUGACAACAUCCACCUUUGGAGGGGGGCAAAUUUAAAUUGGGGUUACGCUUUGCUGCCCUCUAGUGGAUACCACGUGUGUUUUGUCGGUAAGUCUAUCUCCUUGACAUCAGACCAUGUCAUCUAAAUAACCGCCAAUCUAAUGCUAGAAAUGAACAAACUGAUGGCCUUGAAGAUGUGUGCUAAUAUCAGAUGGUGGUGAAGAUUCAGACUGCAAAAUAACUAAACAUAUCCACGUGAAUGGAAAAGGUGGCAAAAAAUACUAUAGAUUUAAAAACUGAAAAAAGUUCCCCAAUAGUAAUGAAGCUGGGGGGGUGUGGCAAUAGCAUGUCAGUGGCACAAAGGGGCUUUAGGAGUUCUCACGCUUCUCGUUGACCUUUAGGAACCACGUCCUACCCACCAAUGACGUGGCACAACCUUGCCUCUUCAUGGCAUAGAUAUUGGAGCGUAUUCAAAGAAAAGCCCGCACAAGAGAAUGUGGCGGAUGAUGGUGGUAGUUGCGUAUCACUGUGGUAAAAUUAAUGCCACUGAAUUUUUCACUUAGAAAUGGUUAAAAUGGCAAUGUUUAUGUUACUUAUAUUUUACCACCAAAAAAAUUUUAAAUAGUUGAGUACCCAUUUUAAAAAAUCUGAUCAAUUGCUUUGUCACUGGGUUUUACAAAGAUAGUGCACUCUGUAUCUAGCAUAUUAGCUUCAGUACAGCUGAAAUAUGCCUAGGACAUUAUUUAUUUAGAACCAGGCUUUCUUCAGUGCACACUUGAGUAAACGCUGUCCCCCAUACCCAUUCUCGGGACUUAGGUCAGAAUACUAUUUGUGGUCUAAGAUGUUUGAAAGUCAGAGGUAAAGUGAGUGCAAUAUGAUCUCUGAGACAUUAAAGCAAGAAACAUGCACAAGGGGAUAAAAAGGUGCUCAAAAGGCAUCAGUUCAUUUAGAGCAUCUAUUAAGGGCCAAGACUUAGAGCUGUAAAUAAGACACAUGCCCUUAUGGAAUUUAGGUUCCUAGCAGACGGGGUAAACAGACAAUCAACAAAUGAUUUCAGCAGCAUCAAGAAAAUAAAACGUGAUAACGGGAAAGAGUAUGAUGACAGUGAGAGGCACCUUACAUGUGCGGCUAAGAAAGAGCUCUGUGAAGACCUGGCCUUAACCUCUUCUCUAUGGUGCACUCACAUGUUGCUGUGUUUCAAUCCUGUGGUCUCCCAGGGCCACCUGAGAAGUGCUUUCUGAGGAAUUCUGCUAGUGGGAAUUCUCCCUGGUGUAGGGUUCAGCUCUGGAGUAUAAAAGCACUUCUGCCUCCAGGCCUAUGGACUCGACAGAUGGAACAGAUCUGAGGCAGUCCCUGUGUUUAGAAGUCCAGUUUUGACUAUUCUGCCAAUUCCACUGGGUCAGCACUUUAUUAGGCCUCUGUGAUGGCUGUGGA